AUGGAAAAUAACAUGAGUGCAGCCUUAAUUUUCUCGAAUGUGAAAGUGAAUAAUGGAAGCUAUUUUGAAACAUUCACCGAGGAAGCAUUAAUUAUCAUUACUACAAUCACUGCAAUUCUACUUCUGCUUGCUAUCCCUGCCAAUAUUUUAGUUCUUCUCGCUUACCUGAAGACAUCUAGCGCGCUGAAGAAGCCUGCAAACUAUUUACUGGUCAACCUCACAAUCUCCGAAUUACUAUUGGCUUUGGUAGUCAUUCCCCUCCAACUACUGGUUCAUAUCAAACCGAGUUUAAUAAGCGAUGGUGGUGCACUUUGUAUGUUAGUGGGGAUCUUAACCUAUCCAUUCUACACGGCUGUCAUUAUUACCAUGAUCUGUGUCUCAGUGGAUCGAUAUUACGCGAUUCGAGCUCCAUUGAGCUAUAAAUUUAAGAUCAGCGGGAACCGGAUUGCUUACAUGAUAACCUACACAUGGUUCCAUGCUGGUGCGUUCGUCUUCGGAUUUGGUUUCUCCCUCGGCAUCGGGUUUAACCCUCAGAUGGGUGUCUGUGGUAUCCUCUGGGACAACAACAUGACUGUGAGCGGCGUGGGGGCAAUCACUCACAUAGUUCUACCGUUCUUUCUACUUCUGGGCCUGAAUAUCAAUCUCGUGGUCUCUCUAAAGCGCCAGAAUCGUAUCGCUGUAAAUAGCCUGGAUUACAGACAGAAUCAAAUCUGGAAAGCAAGGCAAGGUAAGUGCAAGGUGAUUGAAAUAAUUUAGACUUGUUACUCUGAAUAAAGCCUGGUUGACAGUCUGUUCUCACUGCAAAAUUCCUACUGUGUUCACUUUGAUAGUGUAUAAAACCAGCCCUAAAUUAAUGAAUGUAUCCCCGAACAAAUUGGAAGAAAUUUUUCCCUUAUCUACAAGUUUUAGACGUUUCCGUAUCUUUUGGAUCAUUUUUUCUAUACACAAACUUUGAUAAGAACUAAAAUGUUAUGAAUAGUUACGUGAAACGAAAGAAAAAUAAUAUCUUAAUUGGGGCAGGUGUGAGCGCAAUGUUGAAAAACAAAUUCAGAAAAACUUAAAAACAAUAUUAAAAUUGGUGUAAAAUAAUAUACAAUUUAGGAUUUUAUAAUUACUUCACAACAUGAUGCCUUGUUGGAGUUUUAUAUUUGGAGUUUGUUAUAUUUUUUAUAGUUUUCUAGAUCUGUUGGAUUUUUUUUUGAUACUGUUUCUUUAAAUUAAACAUAUAGUAUACCUUCACUGGAACACGUUUUGUGUUUUUGAACGUUUUAUGUUAUAUAGCUUUUGUCACCUCUCAAGAUGUGCGUAAAUGCAACUUUAAUGAACUAUAUGUCUAUAAAUCAAAUAAUCUUUUAAUUUAAAUUUUAAUUUAGACAACAAAUCACCGUGAGUCUGUGACGUAUGUCAUAUACUGUUGUAUUAAAAAUUCGUAGAAUAUUCUGUUGUCAGUUGACUGAUGUGUCCGUAUAGUUUGAGAUUCUCACUAGUCUAAUUAAAUUUCUAGUAAAUAUUAGCCUGUGUACAGCCGUUACUCUCGACGAAGCGCGAGAGAGUGAGUAACAGCUGUACACAGGCUAGUAAAUAUACAGGAUUCGUAGCGGUCUCUGAAAUCUUUGAAAUCCUUGAAUGCAGGUCUUUAAGGUCUUUGAAAAGUCUUUGAAUUGUGUGAAAAAGCGAAGAAAGUCUUUAAAAGUCUUUAAAUUCUUUAGUGACUAUUUGAUUAUACGAUUUCCUAGCUAAUAAAAUAGAUUGAUUGAAGCAAGAUUUUCGCAAAUAUCGACGAUAAAGUGCAUUUUAGGAUGUGAUUUGAAGGGACUAAUUACUGGGUAAAAAUGGUGCUUACACUCGCAAUUUUUCGACAGCUGAUUGCUCUCAAAGGUCUUUGAAAAGUCUUUGAAAAUAGGCAGAAAAAAUCUUUGAAAGUCUUUGAAUUUUUUUGGUCUUGGAGACUACGAACCCUGAUAUAAGAUGUAAAUGAAAACAUCAAGUUGACAUAUUUCAUUUCAUUUUAACAGCUCAAGAACGUCGCAUCACAUUUCUCGUAUUCUGGAUAAUAAGCACGUACCUAUUAUGUUGGCUACCGUAUCUAGUCACCAGAGGAUUAUGGGUGAUGCUAUCCCAGCCUACGUCAGCGCUGACAAGCACCAUAGCAACAAUAAGCUUGCAAUUGAGUGUGCUUAUCGACCCUUCACUUAAUCUUGUGUUUAGAAAAGACCUCAGAGCCACCAUAGAACGUUUAAUACGAAGACGAAGAAAUGAGAGCAUCACAAUUCCAACAGGAGGAUUGAAUCUUGGCUUCACUCGUGUUUCGGAAUAUACUCGUCACAAUACGAGAAUCUUUGUGCGACCGAAAUCUGAAAACGUGGAUGAUUAGACUCUGGGGAUCUCGUAGUGCAUUAAUGGUUAACCUCGGCAUAUCCGCUCGCAGAGAUAUGGUCCCUUGUAGAGGCGUAACCACGGGGGGAAUGGAGGAGGCCGGACCCCUCUCCCCACUUUUCUUCAG
Molecule: messenger RNA, 2503 nt
Organism: Paramuricea clavata
Lineage: Eukaryota; Metazoa; Cnidaria; Anthozoa; Malacalcyonacea; Plexauridae
Source: the annotation of a GenBank genome assembly